AUGGAUGGCAACAAUCAGAUCUUGCAUAUUGGUUAUGGAAUUUGCCCAAAAGAGACUACGGAUUCUUGGACAUGGUUUCUUGAAAAACUACAUGAAUGUAUUGGUGAUGUGGAAGGUCUGAUAAUGGUCACAGGUAGGGCACCCUCAAUUGCUAUAAGUAUUCAAAAUCUGGUAAGAGCUUACAAAACCACUGAGUUUGAAUUCUAUUGGCGGAGACUUCGUAAUAUAAGAGAUGAUGUAGCGACAUAUCUCAGUCAAAUUCCACGUGAGAAAUGGACCAGAGCGUAUUGCCCUACCACAAAGUAUGAUUAUAUGACCUCAAAUAGUGCGGAGUCCAUGAAUGUUGUAUCAAAUAAAGCAAGGAAGUUGCAUAUAUUACCACUUCUUGAGUUCUUUCGCACACUUAUGCAGAAAUGGUUUUACAAACGGUGGAUGGUUGCAGAAAAAAGUACAACAAUACUUACGAAGUGGACUGAAGAUAUGGUUAAAAAAAUAAAUAUGGGUUUCAAGGAUGGUCAGUAUCCGGUGUUGACAAUACAACGUAUCAAGUGCAUGACUUCAAAAGUGGCGGCAUAGUGAAUUUGAGGGAAAACACUUGUUCUUGCAGAUAUUGGCAACUAACUGGUUUGCCAUGUGGUCAUGUG
Messenger RNA from Lactuca saligna, 644 nucleotides. Lineage: Eukaryota; Viridiplantae; Streptophyta; Magnoliopsida; Asterales; Asteraceae. The record is from the annotation of a GenBank genome assembly.